AUGACCCCUCCAUUGGUUGCGGCUUCAUACCCUGAUUAUGAUGUAUCUUUAAAUAAAAAUACAUCGAGGCGGAGUCUGGGUUCCGUGCGAGAAAAUAUACCGACUGCGAAUGUGAAUGCGAAUGCACAUGGUGGGAAUUAUAAGCCGUACGAAGAAGUGAAUGGGAUCAAUGGAAUCAAUGAAGAUAUAAAUCAUGAGAAAUGCGAUUCGAAAAUAAAAUUUGAGGAUACAGCAAAUAGCAAAUUUACUUUCCCUUCAAGACCUGCGACAACAACGACGACGACAGCGUCGGCGAAUACAAAUCCAACGACUAUAAACACGAAUCACAGUCAAUCGAAUCCUCAACUAUCUCACGAUCGAUCAAAUUCUCAACAUUCACAUCAUCCAUCCCGUCUGAGUAUUUCUAGCAAAGCAUCUUCGAAGUCCCAUCAAGAAUAUAUUAAUUCUCUCGUCAUGCCACCACCCGAAGUCAUUCAAGAAAUCAAUCAUGUCCAAGAAGAAAAAGAGGUCGAAGGUAUCGCGAGACGAUUGAGUGAAAAUCCAAAUCUGAGUGAAGACGAAAGGAGGAAAGCCGCAGAACUUAUACAGAGAAAUUAUAGAGGACAUAGGGAACGGAGGAUCCUAGAAGGAAAAAGGUUGGAUGUUGGGACUCGAUGGGUGGAAGCUGUUAAGGAGGCUAGGUAUAGAAAUUUGACGACACCGAGGGCGAGAGAUAGUGGGGAGAAAGAAAGAAGUAGUAGGAGUUUUGAUGUUGAGGGAGAAUCGUCAAUGAAUACAGAAGGAAUGGGAAGUUCAAUAGCAGCAACACAAAAUCGAACCUCUCACGCUCGAGAAAAUUGGAAGAAAAUUGGCAUGAUAGCUCGAAGAGCAGGUGGAGAUGAGGAAUCAGAUGAAGAAAGUGAUGAGGAUUCUAGAGAUCUAAAUGAAGAAGAACGUGCCGCGAAACGAAAACGUCGAAUGGAAGAAAAGGCAGCAAGACAAAAAGCAGCCAAAAUAAUGGAUUUACAAUAUUUUCUUGAAAUGGUCGAUCUCAAACAUAGGUACGGCUCGAACCUUCGUACGUACCAUGGGGAAUGGAAGAAGGCAAAUACGAAUGAGAAUUUCUUUUAUUGGCUGGAUUACGGAGAGGGAAGAUUUAUUGAUUGUCAAGGCUGUUCGAGGGAAAGGCUGGACAGGGAGCAAGUGAGAUAUUUGAGUAAGGAGGAGAGGUUGGAUUACUUGGUCAAGAUUGAUGGAGAUGGAAGAUUACGUUGGGCUAAGAAUGGUGAAAGGAUUGAUACGACAACGGAAUGGAGGGAUAGUAUCAAAGGAAUCGUGAGAAAUGAUGACGAUACGCCGGUUUUUACACCAUUAAGUGGUGAAGCAGAUAACGAAGGGGAAUCCGACAGUGAAAGUUCUAGCGAUGAAUCUCCUCUCCAUCAUCACUCACACCCACAUAUGCGCACACAAUCUCAAACUCAAGAACAAAAACUCGAAGCCGAACAAGAAGAAUCCCGCGCUUCUAAAUACGCAUCUCCCGAAUAUGACAACGCACAGGGCAUGAAAAAGAUUUCCCAUAUGUCCGCAUCUACCAUCUUCAAUAAACUCCUUCGUGGUUCGGUCAAGAAGAAUACCUGGAUUUUUGUAGCCGAUACUUCGUUUCGUCUUUAUGUUGGAAUCAAACAAUCUGGUGCAUUUCAGCAUUCUUCUUUUCUUCACGGAAGUAGAAUUAGUGCAGCUGGGUUGAUCAAAAUCAAAGAUGGAAGAUUGACAAAACUUAGUCCAUUAAGUGGACAUUAUAGGCCUCCUGUCUCCAACUUUCGCGCCUUUGUUAAGAAUCUUAAAGGCGAAGGCUGUGAUAUGGGAAGAGUAAGCAUCUCGAGAUCAUAUGCGGUAUUAGUGGGACUAGAAGCAUAUGUUAAGACGAGGAAGAGAGCAAAGAAAGUUGUCGGGAAGGUGGUGAGGAGAAGAGAUAAAAUGUUGGAUAAGGAGGAGGUGAGAAGGAGAGAAGAGGAUGCAAUGGAUAAGAGUGAGAGUGCCGAAAAGGAGAGGAAGUUUUUGGAGGAGGAGGAGAGAAGGAAAAGGGAGGAAGGAAGAUUCUUGGAUAGGGUUGUGGGUGGUAGAUUGAGAGGAUUGAGUUUGGGAAGUAGAGAUGGAGGGAACGCGACAAGUUCUGCUGGGAUGGAGGCACAGAGGACGCAUACGAGGAAUGCUUCGAUUGGAGUAGUCGAAAGUAAUAAAAUCCCUGCGGUGGAUAAAGGCAAGGGAAAGGAAACGGAAAGGGAAAAAGAGGCAGAAAUCGAUGUUCCGGGACAAGGCCCCGAAAAUGCUAUUCCACCGCAAGGAAUAAGGGAAGAAUAA
Messenger RNA from Botrytis fragariae, 2340 nucleotides. RefSeq names its product putative iq calmodulin-binding motif protein. NCBI's taxonomy places the organism in Eukaryota, Fungi, Ascomycota, Leotiomycetes, Helotiales, Sclerotiniaceae. The coding region runs from base 1 to 2340 and encodes 779 amino acids. The transcript has a single exon. Gene Ontology annotation, molecular function: protein binding. The record is from RefSeq and is a predicted model, not a curated record.